Molecule: messenger RNA, 459 nt
Organism: Paramecium pentaurelia
Lineage: Eukaryota; Ciliophora; Oligohymenophorea; Peniculida; Parameciidae
Source: the annotation of a GenBank genome assembly
AUGAUUAAUUAAUCUAAUUAAAGAUCACUUGAUUCCUAGCUUAUAGAAUAAGAACCAUCAAUACAAUAAAUUAAAAGUAUUAGAAUUUCAUUCAAUCAUUAUUCUAUAUCAAAUCAGUAAAUGCAAAAAGAAUCCGAUAGUUUAGAUACUUUCUAGAGUAUUUUUGAUUCAGAAUUGGAAUAAAGAGUCAUAUUUGAAAGUAUAUCCAAUAUUAGUACAACAAAUACAAUCAAUCAAAAGAAAAAAAAAUUAAAACGAGUAUGUUAGGCAAAUUCUUUUAAAGCUAGAUUGGCUUAAAGAACAAGAAUUUAAUCAUUUAGAUUGGAUGAAGAAGCUUGCAGUUAAGAUGAAGAAGAAAGUCUUCCAUAAAAUCUAAUGGAAGUUGAUUUGUAAUUUAGAGAAGAGGCAAUAUUUUCAGUGUAAAAAAUAAUUGAGACUCGAAAGAAUCUAAUAAUUUGA